CGCGCUCAGAGAGCCCUCUACAGGGACGUCAUGCAGGAGAACUAUGAGAUGGUGACCUCGCUGGGAUUCCCCAUUCCCAAACCUGACCUGAUCGCCCAGCUGGAGCGAGGGGAAAAGCCAUGGAUCCCGGAUCUCCAGGCCUCCGAAGAAAGGAAGAGCCCAAGAGGCACCCACACAGCAGGUGAUAGGACAGGGAAUGAGAGCAAGGAGGAGAAUCAGCAGCAGGACGGUCCUGGGAAAGUGAAAACACAGGGGAUGUUUUUGAGAGCUGAAGGGAAUUUUUCCCAGUGCCUGGAACAGGGAAAUGCCUGGGGAGAUCGACACGGAUCAGAGAUGCAGCUGGAAAACUAUCCCGAGAAGAAACUAGAUGAAUCCAUUCAAGGUGGUGGAGGAUGCAAGGAUCCCAAGGAAGCCACAGUCCAGCAGAAAAGUCACAAUGAAGAGAAACCCUACAAAUGUCUUGACUGUGGAAAAAGAUUCCGUUUUAGUGCAUUCCUUAUUAGACAUCGGAGAACCCACACAGGAGAGAAGCCCCAUAAAUGCCUGGACUGUGGGAGAAGUUUUGGUGAGAAGUCAAACUUUAUUAUGCACCAGAGACUGCACACAGGAGAGAGACCCUAUAAAUGCCUUGAGUGUGGAAAAAGAUUUAGUCAGAGGUCACAACUUAUGGCACAUCACAGAACCCACACAGGAGAGAAGCCGUAUAAAUGCUUAGACUGUGGGAAAAGCUUCAGUAGGAAUCCAUAUUUAACUAUACACCAGAGACUGCACACAGGAGAGAGACCUUAUAAAUGCCUCGAGUGUGGGAAAGGUUUUAUUGGAAGUUCAUCCCUUACUAAACAUGGAAGAAUCCACAUGGGAGAGAGACCAUUUCAAUGCUAUGAGUGUGGGAAAGAUUUCAUUCUUUGGUCACACCUUAUUAAGCAUCAGAAAACCCACACAGGUGACAAACCCUAUAAAUGCCUUGAUUGUGGGAAAAGUUUCAUUGACAAAACAAAACUUACUAGUCAUCAGAGAAUCCACACAGAAGAGAGACCGCAUAAAUGCUUGGACUGUGGGAAAAGCUUUAUUGAGAAGUCACUACUUAUUAUACACCAGAGAGUGCACACAAGGGAGACAUCUUUUAAAUGCCAUGAGUGUGGGGAAAGUUUUAGUCAGUGGUCACUCCAUAUGGCACAUCAGAGACUGCACAUGGGAGAGAGACCCUAUGGAUGCCUUGAGUGUGGAAAAAGUUUUAGCAAAAGUUCAUACCUUACUAAACAUGGGAGAAUCCACACAGGAGAAAAACCUUAUAAAUGCUUUGAGUGUGGAAAAAGUUUUAGCCAAAGUUCAUACCUUACUAAACACGGGAGAAUCCACACAGGAGAAAAACCCUAUAAAUGCCUUGAGUGUGGGAAAAGUUUCCAUUUCCAAUCAGGCCUUAAUAUACAUCAGAAAACCCACACAGGCGAGAAACCCCAUAAAUGCUUAGACUGUGGGAAAACUUUCAGUCAGCACUCACACCUUACUCAACAUAGGAGAAUCCACACGGGAGAGAAACCCCAUAAAUGCCUGGAAUGUGGAAAAACUUUUGUUCAGCGCUCACACCUUAUUAAACAUGGAAGAAUCCACAUGGGGGAGAGACCUUAUAAAUGCCUUAAGUGUGGGAAAAGCUUCAGUAAAAGCUCAGCGAUUACCAAACAUCAGAGAAUGCACAAUGAUACAGGAGAGAGACCCCAUAAGUGCUUAGACUGUGGAAAAAGUUUCAUACGGAGGUCACACCUUGUUAAACAUCAGGCAUUCCAUAAAGGAGAGAGACCCCACAAGUGCUUGGACUGUGGGAAAAGUUUCAUACAGAGGUCAGACCUUACUAAACAUCAGGCUAUCCACACAGGAGAGAGACCACAUAAGUGCUUGGACUGUGGGAAAAGUUUCAUACAGAGGUCAAACCUUAUUAAACAUAAAGCAAUCCACACAGGAGAGAGACCCCACAAGUGCUUGGACUGUGGGAAGAGUUUCAUACAGAGGUCAUACCUUGUUAAACAUCAAGCAAUCCACACAGGAGAGAGACCACAUAAGUGUUUGAACUGUGGAAAAAAUUUCAUACGGAGGUCACACCUUGUUAAACAUCAGGCAAUCCACACAGGAGAGAGACCCCACAAGUGCUUGGAAUGUGGGAAAAGUUUCAAACAGAGGUCACACCUUAUUAAACAUCAGGCAAUCCACACAGGAGAGAGACCACAUAAGUGCUUAGACUGUGGGAAAAGUUUCAGGAACAGAUCAGCCCUUUCUAAACAUCAGGCAAUCCACACAGGAGAGAGACCCCACAAGUGCUUGGAUUGUGGGAAAAGUUUCAUACAGAGGUCAGACCUUAUUAGACAUCAGGCAAUCCACACAGGAGAGAGACCCCAUAAGUGCAUGGACUGUGGGAAAAGUUUCAUACAGAGGUCAAACCUUAUUAAACAUAAAGCAAUCCACACAGGAGAAAGACCCCACAAGUGCUUGGACUGUGGGAAAAGUUUCAUACAGAGGUCAAAUCUUGUUAAACAUCAAGCAAUCCACACAGGAGAGAGACCACAUAAGUGUUUGAACUAUGGGAAAACUUUCAGAACCAGUUCAGCCCGUAUUAAACAUCAGGCAAUCCACACAGGAGAGAGACCCCACAAGUGCUUAGUGUGUGGAAAAAAUUUCAUGCGGCGGUCACACCUUGUCAAACAUCAGGCAAUCCACACAGGAGAGAGAUCCCACAAGUGCUUGGACUGUGGGAAAAGUUUCAUACAGAGGUCAAACCUUGUUAAACAUCAAGCAAUCCACACAGGAGAGAGACCACAUAAUUGUUUGAACUGUGGAAAAAAUUUCAUAUGGAGGUCAGACCUUGUUAAACAUCAGGCAAUCCACACAGGAGAGAGACCCCACAAGUGCUUAGACUGUGGAAAAAAUUUCAUACGGAGGUCACACCUUGUUAAACAUCAGGCAAUCCACACAGGAGAAAGACCACAUAAGUGUUUGAACUGUGGAAAAAAUUUCAUACGGAGGUCAGACCUUGUUAAACAUCAGGCAAUCCACACAGGAGAGAGACCCCACAAGUGCUUGGACUGUGGGAAAAGUUUCAUACAGAGGUCACACCUUAUUAAACAUCAAGCAAUCCACACAGGAGCUAAACUUCUGUGACACUGGGAGAGAAAGGGUUAAGCAACUUGCAUGUAAUAGACCCAGUUCAACAUUCAGAGAUAUGUUAAAAAGUGUGUCCAUGUUAUAUAAGCUUGAGCUUUGAAAUGUAAACUUAUGUUAAAGACCUGGAAGAAGAUGGUAACUGUAGUAGUCUAUAAAAAGCAACGAAGAAUCUGUGGCAACUUAUAGACUAACAGAAGUAUUGGAGCAUAAGCUUUUGUGGGUGAAUACCCACUUUGUCAGAUGCAUGUGGUGGAAAUUUCCAGAGGCAGGUAGAAAUAUGCAGGCAAGAAUCAGUCUAGAGAUAACGAGGUUAGUUCAAUCAGGGAGGAUGAGGCCAUCUUCUAGCAGUUGAGGUGUGAACACCAAGGGAGGAGAAACUGCUUUUGUAGUUGCCUAGCCAUUCACAGUCUUUGUUUAAUCCUGAACUCAUUAAUGUCAUUUGCAAAUUAACUGAAGUUCAGCAGUUUCUCUUUGGAGUCUGGUCCUGAAGUUUUUUUGCUGCAGGAUCCCCUUUAAAUUUGCCAAAAAAAGAAGAACAGGAGUACUUGUGGCACCUUAGAG
This is a messenger RNA of Malaclemys terrapin pileata, 3714 nucleotides long. RefSeq names its product zinc finger protein 850-like. The record is from RefSeq and is a predicted model, not a curated record. Gene Ontology annotation, biological process: regulation of DNA-templated transcription. The transcript has 4 exons. NCBI's taxonomy places the organism in Eukaryota, Metazoa, Chordata, Testudines, Emydidae. Bases 31 to 3150 code for a protein of 1039 amino acids.